Anopheles stephensi (Asian malaria mosquito) is the source of this 1173-nucleotide messenger RNA. Its product is annotated as serine protease inhibitor 28Dc-like. The coding region runs from base 1 to 1173 and encodes 390 amino acids. Gene Ontology annotation, molecular function: serine-type endopeptidase inhibitor activity. The transcript has 2 exons. The record is from RefSeq and is a predicted model, not a curated record. NCBI's taxonomy places the organism in Eukaryota, Metazoa, Arthropoda, Insecta, Diptera, Culicidae.
AUGGCCCAACUAUGUGCUAACCUAUUUAGAUUGAAAGAUGUAAUCAUUCAGAUCGGAAAUGGUAUCUUCGCCCAAAAUGGCACCACGUUCGAUGCGCGCUACGAUAAGCUAGCGAAGGAUCUGUACCAGAGCGAGCUGCAGCAGCUAGACUUUGUCCAGGACGAGACCGGUUCCGUGCGCUACAUCAACAACUGGGUGAACAAUCAAACGCACGGCCGCAUCGCGGACAUUGUGUCGCACAUCAGCCCCGACACGAUCCUGAUGAUCGUGAACACGCUGUACUUCCGCGGUCUGUGGGAAGAACCGUUCCAACCGCUCGCUACCCGCAACCGACGCUUCUUCCCGAACGGACCCGACGGCCCAGACUCGUUCGACAUUCCGAUGAUGGCCAAAAGCCAUUGCAUGCCGUACUACUACUGGCAGGAGGAAAACGUGCGCGUGCUUGGCGUACCGUACCGUCAGAACGUCACCAUGUACAUCUUCAUGCCGAUGAACUCUACGCGCGAGCUGGUACAAUCGCUGCAGACCAAAAUUUCGGCCGAAAAAGUUAACGAGAUUGUGACGAAAAUGAAGAUGAAGUCCGUUACACUGCUGUUCCCCAAGAUGCACAUCUCCAACUCGAUUAGCCUGAAGAGUGUGCUGCAGCAGCUCGGCGUCUACACCCUGUUCGAGCGCAACGAUGCCGAUCUGUACCGUCUGCUUACCGGGCUAAACCGUCACGGUGCCGAAGAAACGCUCGACAUUCUGGAUGUGCUGCAGGACACGAAGGAAAACGCCAUCCGCCAGCUGCAGCAACAGAACCCCGAGUGCAUCAUAGUGGAGCGAAACGGUAUCGAGCGGGGCGACUGUCUGAAGGAACAUUGCGCCUACGGGGGUCAGGUGUGCGUGUGCUGUGUGGAGCAGGACGAUGACUUCCGGCGUCGUCGCCGGCGGAAUACAUUCGGCGGCAUGACCGCGUCGAAAAAUGAAUCGAUCUUUGUCAACGAAAUGCUGCACAAGGUGGACCUGACGGUGAAUGAGCGCGGUACGGAGGGUGGUGCGGCGACCGCAACGCUGAUCGAUCGCAUCUCGUCCCAGGUUAGCUUCAUCGUCAACGGACCGUUCAUCAUAAUGAUCAGAGAGGAACCGACGCGACUGCCACUGUUUUACGGAAGUGUUUACAAUCCUAAGUAG